Messenger RNA from Molossus molossus (Pallas's mastiff bat), 2262 nucleotides. RefSeq names its product rhophilin Rho GTPase binding protein 2 (gene RHPN2). Gene Ontology annotation, molecular function: protein binding. The transcript is spliced from 15 exons. Bases 13 to 2076 code for a protein of 687 amino acids. NCBI's taxonomy places the organism in Eukaryota, Metazoa, Chordata, Mammalia, Chiroptera, Molossidae. Gene Ontology annotation, biological process: signal transduction; negative regulation of stress fiber assembly. The record is from RefSeq and is a predicted model, not a curated record.
CGUGCCGCCAGCAUGACUGACGCUCUGCUUCCCGCGGCCCCCCAGCCUCUGGAGAAGAAGGACGACGGCUACUUUCGGAAGGGUUGCAAUCCCCUUGCACAAACUGGCCGGAGCAAACUGCAGAAUCAGAGGGCUGCCUUGAACCAGCAGAUCCUGAAAGCCGUGCGGAUGAGAACGGGAGCAGAAAACCUUCUGAAAGCAGCCACAAACCACAAGGUACGUGAGCAGGUGCGCCUGGAACUGAGCUUUGUGAACUCAGACCUGCAGAUGCUCAAGGAAGAGCUGGAGGGGCUCAACAUCUCGGUGGGAGUCUAUCAGAGCACAGAGGAGACAUUUACAAUCCCACUGAUUCCGCUGGGCCUGAAGGAAACCAAGGAUGUGGACUUUUCAGUUGUUCUCAAGGAUUUUAUUCUGGAACAUUACAGUGAAGACAGCUACCUGUAUGAAGAUGAAAUAGCAGAUCUUAUGGAUCUGAGACAAGCUUGCCGGACACCCAGCCGGGAUGAGGCCGGUGUUGAACUGCUGAUGAGUUAUUUCCUCCAGCUGGGCUUUGUUGAGAGCCGAUUCUUCCCGCCUACCCGGCAGAUGGGGAUCAUGUUUACGUGGUAUGAUUCCCUCACUGGGGUCCCGGUCAGCCAACAGAACUUGUUACUGGAGAAAGCCAGCAUUCUGUUUAACAUCGGAGCCCUCUACACGCAGAUCGGGACCCGGUGCAAUCGGCAGACGCAGGCUGGGCUGGAGAGCGCGGUGGAUGCGUUUCAGAGAGCCGCAGGGGUUUUAAACUAUCUGAAAGAGACAUUUACUCACACACCGAGUUAUGACAUGAGCCCGGCCAUGCUCAGUGUGCUGGUCAAAAUGAUGCUUGCACAGGCCCAGGAAAAUGUGUUUGAGAAAAUCUGCCUUCCUGGGAUCCAGAAUGAGUUCUUCAUGCUGGUGAAGGUGGCUCAGGAGGCUGCCAAGGUGGGAGAGGUGUAUCAGCAGCUGCACGCAGCCAUGAGCCAGGCACCAGUGAAGGAGAACAUCCCCUACUCCUGGGCCAGCUUGGCCUGCGUGAAGGCCCACCACUAUGGAGCCCUGGCCCACUACUUUGUGGCCACCCUCCUCAUUGACCAUCAGUUGAAACCUGGUGCAGACGAAGACCACCAGGAGAAGUGCCUGUCCCACCUCUACGACCACAUGCCGGAGGGGCUGACUCCCUUGGCCACGCUGAAAAACGUUCAGCAGCGCCGACAGCUGGGCAAGUCCCAUCUGCGCAGAGCCAUUGCCCAUCACGAGGAGUCGGUGAGGGAGGUGAGCCUAUGCAAGAAGCUGCGCAACAUCGAGCUGCUGCAGGAGGUGCUGACCGUGGCACACCAGCGAUCCCGGCUCAAGUACACUCAGCACCAGGAGGACGACGACCUGCUGAACUUGAUUGAUGCUCCUGACAUUCUUUCUAAAACCGAGCAAGAAGUUGAAAUUAUAGUGCCACAGUUCUCCAAGGUGACAGUGACAGACUUCUUCCAGAAACUGGGCCCUCUGUCCAUGUUUUCGGCUAACAAGAGAUGGACGCCUCCUCGAAGCAUUUGUUUCACGGUGGAAGAAGGGGACUUGGGGUUCACCCUGAGAGGAAACUCUCCAGUCCAAGUCCACUUCCUGGAUCCUUACUGCUCUGCUGCGCUGGCAGGAGCCAAGGAAGGGGAUUAUAUUGUUUCCAUUCAAAACGUGGAUUGUAAAUGGCUGACAGUGAGCGAGGUGAUGAAGCUGCUGAAGAGCUUCGGCGAGGGCGACGUUGAAAUGAAGGUUGUGAGCCUCCUGGACCCCACUUCAUCCAUGCAUAAUAAGUGUGCCACAUACUCCGUGGGAAUGCAGAAAACUUACUCCAUGAUCUGCUUAGCCAUAGAUGAUGAUGAUGAUAAGACUGAUAAGACCAAGAAAAUCUCAAAAAAGCUUUCUUUCUUGAGUUGGGGCACCAAUAAGAACAGACAGAAGUCCGCCAGCACCUUGUGCCUCCCGUCGGUUGGGGUUGCCAGGCCUCAAGUCAAGAAGAAGCUCCCCUCUCCGUUCAGCCUUCUCAACUCGGAAAGCUCUUUAUACUAAUGGGAGAAAACGAAACGUUCAGGCCGAAAACAUUUCCAGUGCUGACGAGGCAUUCAUUUUUGUGCCAUAAUGGAAAAUUUCUAUGUAUUCUUAAGUCCUGUUUUCUCACAGUAGAACCUUACAGUGGAAGUCAAUGAAUGAAAGUAACAAGAAACCUCUAGAAAUGUGUGGAAAACAAAUGUAUUA